AUGUCUGGGUCCUUUUGGAAAUUCAGUAAUGGUUUCACGUCGCUUUCUAACAUCUCGUCCUUGAUCGAGAGCCAUGUUUCUGACGAUGAACACGGCAAGGGAAAGCCCCGUGAAGUGCUUCUCAAGCUUCUCGACGAGUCUGACUUGCUCCAGGAACUUCUUGCCAACAAUUCCAUGUUGUUGGAGUUUUUACGUACAAAUGAGGUGCUCGAACUACUUGUCGAAUUGGUGGUCAACGAGGGUCAGUUGGAUGUUUCAGAUCAGCUUGCGGAACUCGAUAUAAAGGAACAACCAGAGGAAACCGAGAAGGAUGCUAAACAUGAAUCGCAAGCCAAAAAUGACGCCAAAACUAAUGACGAUAUGAGGAGCGACGACGACGAUGACGAUGAUAAUGAAGACAAACAACAGGACGAAGAAACAGAAGAGGAGCGCCGAAGCCGCCACGCCGCGCUUGCGGCCGAGAUAUUGAGUGCAGAUGUGUGGUCGCUCACCGAUACUGUCAUGGACUCUACUGCCAACCUCAAUAAGCUUUGGUCGGUUCUCGACAGCGUCAAGCCUCUUUCCAUCAACUUGUCGACAUAUUUCAUGAAGAUUAUGGAGCAUCUUUUGGACAUGAAGUGCGACGAAAUGGUCACCUAUCUCAUCGAAAACCAACCACGAUUGGUGGAAAAGUUCAUUCGUCACCUCUCCAAUCCUCCACUUAUGGACUUCCUCCUCAAACUCAUUUCCACCGAUAAACCCGACAACUCGACUGGCAUCAUUGAUUUUUUGCAAAAACAGAACCUCAUAACCCAUUUGAUAGAUGCUCUUGACAUCGAUGACAUCAACGACAAUGAUGCUGAGCUUGCGCUUGUGAGACAACUGUCGGCUGCAGACUUUCUUAAAGCUUUAAUCACGAUAUCAGCAAACUCCACCACUGACAGCUCGACAAUCGGACCCAACGAACUUACUCGUGAGCUUGUAUCAUACGACCAAAUGGAGAAGCUAUGUACCAUAAUGUUAAAAGGAGGCUAUGCAUUGGCCAAUGGUGUGGGUAUCAUCAUAGAAAUUAUUCGUAAGAAUAAUUCCGAUUAUGAUGCACUUCCUGUGUUAUAUAUAACGCUCGAAAGUCACCCUCCCACUGGUCGUGACCCUAUUUAUUUGGGCCACUUGCUACAGAUAUUUGGUGGUAAAAUCGACCAAUUUAAUAAGCUCCUAGUUACUAACCGGGAAGCAUCCAAACUCAAAACUCCUUUCGGUGAAAUCGAACCCUUAGGAUUCGAAAGAUUCAAGAUUUGCGAGCUAGUUGCUGAAUUGUUGCAUUGUUCAAACAUGGCUCUACUCAACGAUAACAAGGGUUACAAUGUGGUGAAACAACGUGACGAGCUUCGAAUGAAAAUGAAAGAAUACGAUCCUAUCAGCUUCAAGUACAAUGAGGUGAUUGCCUUGCCCACCGAAGACAAGCAAGAAUCAGAGUCCAACCAUAAUAGUGACGAGGAGUUUGGGAACGACACUAUCGACUCAUUUAAUUCCAGAUCUCAAAGUGACGGAGACUCAAUUUUCCAUGGUGCAAAUUCAGACGAAAACGAGCCACACGCCAACGCUAAUUUGACUGAAGAACAAAUUAGAGAAAAUCCUGUAAUUGGGGAUUUUUUGAAAGUAUCUUUACUCGACACUCGCAUAAUUUCGAGUAUCCUUGCAAUGUUCUUCAAGUUCCCAUGGAAUAACUUCUUGCAUAAUGUUGUAUUUGAUAUUGUUCAGCAGGUAUUGAACGGCUCUAUGGAUAUAGGGUUCAACAAAUUCUUAGCCAUUGAUUUGUUUGAUCACAGCGCAAUUACUGACAAAAUCAUCGAGGGCCAGAAGUUGUGCAGCGAUUUUGAAGAGAGCAACAAAGGGUUACGUUUGGGCUACAUGGGUCACUUGACAUUGAUCGCCGAAGAAGUUGUCAAGUUUAUUCAAGUAUACCCAGUCAAUACUUUAAGCGAAUUGAUUGACAAGAAGGUUGAGGACGAAGUAUGGGAAGAAUAUGUUAACCAUGUUUUGUACGAUACAAGGGAGAAGUACAAUGCCAUUUUGGGUGGAGGAGAUGAUGAUGAUGAUGCAAGCAAUACAUUUGAACAAGAGACAGAUUUUGUUCAUGACUACAAGCCAGGACUUGUUCUUGACCCUAACACCGACCAUGACAUCGGACAUCUUGAUGCGUCAGAAGACGCCAACAAAGGCGAUUCCGAGUCGGAAGACGAUGAUGAUCACUUCACGAACUACAUGUCUGAGCAAUUAACCAACACCGCCACUGCCGACUUGGGAGUUCCUGGAGAAGAAGAUCCGUAUAUAGAUCCCAACGACGAUGGACUUUCAUACAAAAAGUCGAAUUCGUUUUAUGACAAUGAUGGGGUUCCACGUCAUUUAAACAAGACGGAGGAUGUGGAGUUGUUGAGCGAGAGCUCGACUUCGAGCUCAUCGUCGGAUGACGAGGACCUUAUCUUUGAUGAUGAUCAUGAUGAUAAUGACAAGGGCACAAACAAUUUGACUAGAGCAGCCAGCAAGGGUUAG
Molecule: messenger RNA, 2532 nt
Organism: Meyerozyma guilliermondii ATCC 6260
Lineage: Eukaryota; Fungi; Ascomycota; Pichiomycetes; Serinales; Debaryomycetaceae
Exons: 1
Coding region: 1-2532 (843 amino acids)
Cellular component (GO): nucleus; cytosol
Molecular function (GO): protein phosphatase regulator activity; protein phosphatase binding
Source: RefSeq, a predicted model, not a curated record